Closterium sp. NIES-67 is the source of this 835-nucleotide messenger RNA. The record is from the annotation of a GenBank genome assembly. NCBI's taxonomy places the organism in Eukaryota, Viridiplantae, Streptophyta, Zygnematophyceae, Desmidiales, Closteriaceae.
UUCCAUCUCGAAGUCCAGUGCAACUGAUACCGUACAGGCCAGACUUGCCUCGCAUCGCCUAUUGCCUCGUUUACGCUCUCCUAUCACUUGCGACACGGGCUCCAUUCAGCGUUUGCACUUUCCGUCGUCUUUUUAGUCCUCGUACUUUUCAGCUUGUUACAUAGGUUACGUCCCUUCAACGAGCCGUCGAUUACAGAGCGGCGUACAAAAGAACGGCGUCGCCAUGUCGUUGCAUCGCCAAACACUCCUGCUUUGCCUCACCGCUCUUGCCCUCGCUGCCCCUCUAACAGCACAGGCUAAGACGUACUACGUGGGUGGCGGGUUGAAGCUGACGAAGCGCGGCACGUGGUCGAAGAAGAACCUCAACCCGUGGGGUGUCGGCUUUCAAAAGAGGUGGAGCGCUCCCGCUGAGAUCAAGACUGGCGACCAGCUGGUGUUUAUAUGGAACACCAAGGCGAAUGUGUAUCAGUACAAUGGAGGGGACGAAGGGGACUACGAUGCCUGUCUGAAGAACUCAGAGCGAGGAACGAUGCUCGCCCCCACCUCUCUUUUUGGAAGGUACACUUAUAAGGCAGAGGAGUCAUGUGUUACCCUCUUCUUUGCAAGCACAGUUGGAUGCAAGAAAGGCUUGAAGUUCAAAACGUCUGUUGCAUGUUAGUUGUGCUGCUGCAGGUCGAAACAUGCUAAUGACGAAUAACGUCUAGCAUUCGCCUAACCAUAGCACAUAACAGAGUUGAUUCAGAAUGGCUUAGCUCAUCUCAAAUCAGUGUCAUGUAUAAAUGGUGUACAUGACAAUGUAUUGCAUAGUGAUUGUGAUAUGAAGAGAACUGCUGAG